AUGGAUCUGGAAACAAUUCUACCAAGCUUUCUGCUGCAGCAACGAUCCGGAUCUGGACAACAUUGCUUGCAGUCCCUACUCCACCCCUACCCGCACCUUGGUGACCUCGGGGCCGUGCCUGGCAUCCCCGGGCUGCCGAGCUGGUAUCCCCGGCCAAGCACCCGCGACAGCCCGGGACAGCCGAGCGGGAGCUCCGUGCCCUCGCUGCUGUCACCGCGGGGCGCCGAGCUCGGGGCUGUCCCGCCGCUGUCUGCGGCUCGCCCGGAGCGGGAUCACCGCGCCCCAUGGCCGGCCCGGCCCCGAUCCGUGCCGUGCCGUGCCGGGGGCGGGCCGAGCCGUGUUUGCCAACAUGGGAGGAGCCGGCGGGGCAGGGCGCGGGCAGCUCGGGCUGUCCCGCAGGGACGGGCCACUUCCCGCCGGAAGGUGCCGGGCAGCGGCGGCAUGGGGAAGGUGCGGGACGGCGGCGGCGUGGCCAGGAGGCUCCUUGCCCGGCUCCUCGUGGCUCUUUUAAUUGUUGAAACACAGUGCAAAAAUGAUACUGAAGCUCUAAUAAUGUCUAAAAGGAGGAUCAUUUCCAGGAGGGAAAUUAACUGCAAGGAGGAUGAAUACAAUUUAGAUACUCAGUGUUGCAAGAAAUGCAGAAGUGGUUUUGUUAAAAAUGUCUCCUGCCCAACAGAUGUUAUCAAACACUGUGCUCCAUGUGAGAAAGGAAAGGAAUUCAUGAAUCACCCUAAUGACUUGGACAAGUGUUUGAGAUGUAAAUUGUGCGACAGUAGCUUUGGUUUGGAGGUUGUGAAGAACUGUACCCCAGAAGAGGACACGCAGUGUGCCUGUGCAAAGAACUAUUUCUGCAGUCCUGCAGGAUGUGACACUUGCAUUCCAUGUACCAUAUGUGAAAGCGGUGUGAUUGAAAAACAAUGUACUUCAGCUUCAGACACUGUAUGCGGAACGAAAGAACCAGAAAUGCUGUGGUUGAUCAUUGCUUUGGUAGUUUUGGUAGUACUACUAGCAAUAACUGGAGCAAUAGCCUGGUACAGGAGAAAACAGAGGGGUCUUAUGAACAUUGAGGACCCAAAAAAUGGAGUUUACAGAGAGACAGAGAAUAUACCUCUCAUAGUUGCAGAUGUUGACCUGAGCAGCCACAUUCCUGGUAUUGUGGCAGAGAUGACCCUCACAGACGUCAAGAAAUUUGUUCGUCACCACCGCGUAUCAGAACCUGCCAUAGAUCAGAGCAUUCAGGAUUGUCCUGGUGACACAUCUGAACAGAAGAUUAGGCUGCUUCGAGUCUGGUAUCAGAGUCAUGGGUUGAAGGGAGCCUAUGGAACCCUAAUAAGCAGCCUGAGAGAGUUAAAAAUGUGCGCUAUAGCUGAUAAAAUCGAGAAAAAAAUGAAUGCAGCUAUUUCCAGCCCUCAGGAAGGGGGACGAUCUUAUAAUCCUGACACUGAGCAAAGCAAAACUUGCACUCAGGAAGGUAGAAACUCUUACAAUGACAGUUCUGAGCCAAGUAAAGCCUAUACUGCUAGUUUGGAAGAGACCUAGCACAGAGUAAUUUGAAAAUUAUUUCUGAAUGAGUAUUUUUCUAAUAUAAAUAAUUAAGUUUUUAAAUGACAUUUUCAUUGGAAGUUCUGAUUGAACUCAAGUGAGUUAUUGUAUGCAAAAGGAAUAAUUACAAAUUUUGUAGCAAUAUCUUUCCUUUAAAAAAGUUCCAGCUUUUUUUGGUUGUUAAGGACUUGAAGAAGUUUUAUGACUUGUUUACUAAAAGGUGCA
Molecule: messenger RNA, 1767 nt
Organism: Onychostruthus taczanowskii (white-rumped snowfinch)
Lineage: Eukaryota; Metazoa; Chordata; Aves; Passeriformes; Passeridae
Gene: FAS
Product: Fas cell surface death receptor
Exons: 10
Coding region: 1-1539 (512 amino acids)
Biological process (GO): regulation of stress-activated MAPK cascade; necroptotic signaling pathway; negative regulation of apoptotic process
Cellular component (GO): CD95 death-inducing signaling complex; membrane raft; external side of plasma membrane
Molecular function (GO): protein binding; tumor necrosis factor receptor activity
Source: RefSeq, a predicted model, not a curated record